GCGGCCCUCUGUAAUGGCGGAGCGUGGCGGGGACGGGGGGGACGGUGAGCGGUUCAACCCGGGGGAGCUCAGGAUGGCUCAACAGCAGGCCUUGAGGUUCCGAGGCCCUGCUCCCCCACCAAAUGCAGUGAUGCGAGGCCCACCACCUCUCAUGCGACCUCCUCCACCUUUUGGUAUGAUGCGAGGCCCUCCUCCACCACCUCGGCCCCCUUUUGGACGUCCUCCUUUUGAUCCUAAUAUGCCGCCAAUGCCUCCUCCAGGAGGGAUACCUCCACCUAUGGGCCCUCCACACCUUCAGAGACCACCUUUCAUGCCUCCACCCAUGGGAACCAUGCCUCCUCCUCCGGGUAUGAUGUUUCCACCAGGAAUGCCUCCUGUGACUGCUCCUGGCACUCCAGCAUUGCCUCCUACUGAGGAGAUAUGGGUUGAAAAUAAAACUCCAGAUGGGAAGGUUUAUUAUUAUAAUGCUCGGACUCGUGAAUCUGCGUGGACCAAACCAGAUGGAGUUAAGGUUAUUCAGCAAUCAGAACUGACACCUAUGCUUGCAGCCCAAGCACAGGUUCAGGCCCAGGCCCAGGCCCAGGCCCAGGCGCAGGCUCAAGCCCAGGCCCAGGCCCAGGCCCAGGCACAGGCGCAAGCCCAGGCCCAAGCUCAGGCUCAGGCACAGGCACAGGCACAGGCGCAGGCACAGGCGCAGGCACAGGCCCAGGCCCAGGCCCAGGCGCAGGCGCAGGCGCAAGCUCAGGCCCAGGCCCAGGCACAAGUACAAGCACAAGCAGUAGGAGCUUCUACCCCUACAACCAGUAGCCCUGCACCUGCAGUAUCCACUUCAACAUCAUCAUCCACCCCAUCCUCUACCACUUCUACCACAACAACUGCCACUUCGGUUGUGCAGACAGUAUCAACACCCACAACACAAGAUCAGACCCCAAGUUCUGCUGUUUCUGUUGCCACGCCUACAGUUAGUGUUUCAACUCCUGCUCCUACAGCCACACCUGUGCAAACUGUUCCCCAGCCGCACCCCCAGACGUUACCUCCUGCUGUUCCUCAUUCAGUACCUCAGCCAGCAGCAGCAAUACCUGCUUUUCCACCAGUAAUGGUACCUCCGUUUCGUGUUCCCCUUCCUGGCAUGCCAAUUCCACUUCCAGGUGUAGCAAUGAUGCAAAUAGUCAGCUGCCCGUAUGUAAAGACAGUCGCUACCACCAAGACCGGUGUAUUGCCAGGAAUGGCCCCUCCUAUUGUACCCAUGAUACACCCCCAGGUUGCUAUUGCAGCUUCACCUGCUACCUUAGCUGGAGCAACAGCAGUUUCUGAGUGGACUGAAUAUAAAACAGCAGAUGGGAAAACCUAUUAUUAUAACAACAGAACAUUAGAAUCAACCUGGGAAAAACCCCAAGAACUAAAAGAAAAAGAAAAAUUAGAAGAGAAGAUUAAAGAGCCAAUUAAAGAGCCCUCUGAAGAACCUCUGCCAAUGGAGACGGAGGAGGAGGAUCCUAAAGAAGAGCCCAUGAAGGAGAUAAAGGAGGAGCCCAAAGAAGAGGAGAUGACUGAAGAAGAAAAGGCUGCCCAAAAGGCAAAACCAGUAGCUACUACUCCUAUUCCUGGUACUCCAUGGUGUGUGGUUUGGACUGGAGAUGAACGGGUCUUUUUUUAUAAUCCCACCACUCGUCUUUCUAUGUGGGACCGACCUGAUGAUUUGAUUGGAAGGGCAGAUGUUGACAAAAUUAUUCAGGAACCCCCUCAUAAAAAAGGAUUGGAAGACAUGAAGAAACUAAGACACCCGACCCCAACAAUGCUGUCCAUCCAAAAGUGGCAAUUCUCUAUGAGUGCAAUUAAAGAAGAACAAGAAUUAAUGGAAGAAAUUAAUGAAGAUGAGCCUGUCAAAGCAAAAAAACGGAAGAGAAUGUCAAAGAAGUCCUUUAUGUGGAUUGCCCGAGCUUCUCUAUUUAGGCGAGACGAUAAUAAAGACAUUGAUUCAGAGAAAGAAGCUGCCAUGGAAGCUGAAAUUAAAGCUGCCCGAGAAAGGGCCAUUGUCCCUCUGGAGGCACGAAUGAAGCAGUUCAAGGACAUGCUGCUAGAGAGAGGGGUGUCUGCUUUUUCAACAUGGGAGAAAGAGUUGCACAAGAUAGUUUUUGAUCCUCGGUACUUACUUCUCAAUCCUAAAGAAAGAAAACAGGUGUUUGAUCAGUAUGUAAAGACCAGGGCAGAGGAGGAACGCAGGGAAAAGAAAAACAAAAUAAUGCAAGCCAAGGAAGAUUUCAAAAAAAUGAUGGAAGAAGCAAAGUUUAAUCCAAGAGUUACUUUUAGUGAAUUUGCAGCCAAACAUGCUAAAGAUUCAAGAUUCAAAGCAAUUGAAAAGAUGAAAGAUCGAGAAGCAUUGUUUAAUGAAUUUGUGGCAGCUGCAAGGAAGAAAGAGAAAGAGGAUUCGAAGACCAGAGGUGAGAAGAUUAAAUCAGAUUUCUUUGAACUAUUAUCAAAUCAUCACUUGGACAGUCAGUCUCGAUGGAGCAAAGUAAAAGACAAAGUAGAAAGUGAUCCACGUUACAAAGCAGUGGAUAGUUCAUCAAUGAGAGAAGACCUUUUCAAACAGUACAUUGAAAAAAUAGCCAAGAAUUUAGACUCCGAAAAAGAGAAAGAGCUUGAAAGGCAAGCUCGCAUUGAGGCAAGCCUUCGGGAAAGGGAAAGGGAGGUUCAAAAAGCUCGUUCAGAACAAACAAAAGAAAUAGAUCGAGAGCGAGAGCAACACAAACGAGAAGAAGCCAUCCAGAAUUUCAAGGCUCUUCUGUCUGACAUGGUACGUUCUUCAGAUGUGUCGUGGUCUGAUACUCGGAGGACUCUCCGAAAAGAUCACCGCUGGGAAUCUGGAUCCUUAUUGGAAAGAGAGGAGAAAGAGAAGCUUUUUAAUGAACAUAUUGAAGCACUCACCAAAAAGAAAAGGGAGCACUUUAGGCAACUUCUGGAUGAAACCUCUGCGAUUACCCUAACAUCCACGUGGAAAGAAGUAAAAAAAAUCAUUAAAGAAGAUCCUCGGUGCAUUAAGUUCUCUUCUAGUGACAGGAAAAAACAAAGAGAAUUUGAAGAAUACAUCAGAGACAAGUACAUCACAGCUAAAGCUGACUUCAGGACGCUUUUGAAAGAGACCAAAUUUAUAACAUAUAGAUCCAAAAAGCUAAUCCAAGAAUCUGAUCAGCACCUGAAAGAUGUAGAAAAAAUUUUGCAGAAUGACAAACGGUAUCUAGUACUGGACUGUGUGCCAGAGGAGAGGCGUAAACUGAUUGUGGCAUAUGUUGAUGAUCUGGAUCGCCGGGGUCCACCGCCACCUCCCACAGCGUCAGAGCCCACUAGACGAUCAACAAAAUAAAUCUAAAUACUCUUCCACAGGGGUAUCUAUUAAUUCAAAACACUUGCAUGAGCCAAUUUUCAGGUUUUACAUAUAUGUGCAUUAGUCAACCUAUUGGAAAACCAUCUGACGAACAGGAGAAGCAAUCUCGAACAGUUUCUGAACAGAACAUUUUGGAAAUACGCUUUUCUUUGUGUGGCAUGACUGACAUACAUACUCAAAUAUAGGCUAUCUCUAGUAAAUCUAAAAUAUUGAAGCUAAAAAUCAUCUUUUUAUGAGGUGUGGAAGUCAGUGACUUGGUGACGUUCUUUCUAGCAGUGUUAUACAUGCAAGACAAAAGAGCAUUUGUGGUUUGAACUUGCAAGAUGCAAAUACCACAGACUCCCAAGAAAACUUAAGUUGGGGUUUGUUUUGAUUUUGUUUUUUAAAGCGGGUAAAAGAGAAAACACUGAAAAUUGAAUUCUUCCAGAGGCUAAGAAUAUUAUAAUGGACAUACUUUUACCUUUGUCUCUAAAGAACAGUUUAGUUUUAUUUGUUCACUUAUGUGCUUUGAUUAUUCCCUCUGAAUUAUAGGCCAAGUCUUGUUGUUUAGCCUAAGAGAAGAUUUAUUUAGUAAUUUCUUCUCAGGUAUGGAACCACAUUCAUAACUAACAUGUUGACCAGAAUAGAACUGCUGGUUGGACAUAUUUUAUUCUCCAUUAAAUGAUCUUUAUCAAUAUUCUGGAUUAGACAACAAAAUUACCUUUCUGGGUGUUCCCUGUAAACUAUACUCCUGUUUGAAUGUUAAACUUUUGUUUCUAAAGUUUAAGAUGUUUGAAUGUUCAGUUUAUGUAUUUGAACUACAAUAAACCAACCCUUUUUAUAUAUGUGGAUUGUAUAUGAUUAUUGUUACAAAAGUAUAAGAACUAAUUUUUUACCUAUUUUUAAAAGAAACAGCAAGUGGAAUUUGAAUCUUGAAUAUUACAUAGUUUUAAAAAUUUUGAAUAUGAAUCCAUUAUUUCCCACUAUAAAGAAAAGAAAUUUGUAGAGUACUAUUUUUUGGGUGCUGAAGUCCCUUAGUAAUACUUACUGCUUACUAGAAAGAAGAUGCUGGUUUUUGUUGUUUUUCUUUGCUUUGUUGUGUUUUAUUGGCAUUUAUAUUAACAUUGAUGGUUUGUGCUUUUUUAACAUCCUUUCAAUAUGUCAUGCAUAUCACACCAUGAAACUGAUUCUCAAUUGCAUUUUCUAACUUUAUCUCCCCAGUCAAAAAACAAAAUAGAACUUUUUAUCCUCUCAUAGCUUGUCAGUUUAAGUGCCACAUAAAAGUUUUUUCCUGUGACCUCAUACCUACUGAUUACAACAGAAAGAGGGAAUACAAACAGACCUGUAUUUGUAAGUUAUAUGUAUAUAGUUAGAGACUAUGCACAUCCGUAUUACUUGGUAAAUAGCUUGAAUCUAUUAAGUGCCAUGGAAAUUAUGUGAACUCUGUAGAAACCUGGCCCUGAUUGAUCAAAGUAAGGUCUUAAUCUGAAAAAAUGAUAAAUAAGGUUUGUAUUUUUUUCCUCUCUCGUUUUGAAAUUUAUUUUUAUAAAUUCACCAAGUGAAGUGUUUGCCAAAAGGAACCCAACUAUUAUAGAAAUAUUACUGCUCUUCAAAUGUUUUUACAUCUUAUUUUGUUCUUCUAAAUUCCACACAGAAUUGUUUGCUUACUUAACCACAUUCUGUUUUCUUACAGUAGAUCAGCAGUGUUAAGAAAAUGACUUGGUGAUAUCUCAUACUUUUAAAAUAUUUGAGUUUGGUUGUUCAUAUAAAGUACAAAUCAAAAUUUUCUGUAUAGAUUUU
Messenger RNA from Sciurus carolinensis (gray squirrel), 5161 nucleotides. RefSeq names its product transcription elongation regulator 1 (gene Tcerg1). The transcript has 23 exons. The record is from RefSeq and is a predicted model, not a curated record. Gene Ontology annotation, cellular component: nucleus. NCBI's taxonomy places the organism in Eukaryota, Metazoa, Chordata, Mammalia, Rodentia, Sciuridae. Gene Ontology annotation, molecular function: RNA polymerase binding; transcription coregulator activity. The coding region runs from base 14 to 3361 and encodes 1115 amino acids.